AUGAAAAUUUUCCAUGUACUUGCGAUACCUUACCCGGCACAAGGUCAUGUGAUUCCUCUCAUGGAGUUGGCACGACGCUUGACCAGUAAUGGUAUCAAAGUCACAUUUAUUAACACAGAAUUUGAUCACAAACGGGUUGUGAGUACCUGGUCUGAAAAUGAUCCAAGUGAUUUGAUGCAAAUGGUUUCAAUCCCAGAUGGGAUGGAACCGUGGGAGGACAGGAAUGACAUCAAGAGGUUGACCGAAUCAACCUACCAGGUCAUGCCCGCCAAACUAGAAGAGAUGAUUCAAAGUAUUAACAAAAAUGAAGAUGAAAAAGUGACCUGUAUUAUUACUGAUUAUUGCAUGGGAUGGGUUUCAAGAGUAGCACAGAAGAUGGGCAUUCGACUGGCAACCUUUUGCUCUGGAGCAGCUGCAUUUUUGGCCUUGAUCAUGAGCGUUCAGAAGCUGUUGGAUGAUGAGGUUAUCGACAGUAAUGGUGUACCUUUGAAAGAUGAAAUGGUUCAGCUGUCAACUACCAUGCCGCUUAUGGACCCUGCAAAAUUUACAUGGGUGUGUGUUGGUGACACAGGCACUAACGAAGUUGUCUUUCGUAAGAUAAUUCUUGAUGGCAAAGAAGCUGCAGAAGCAGCAGACCGCAUAAUUUGCAACUCAACCGUGGAAUUAGAGCAUGGGGCAUUUACCCUAUUUCCAAAGAUGUUGCCAGUAGGGCCGCUUUUAGCGACCAAUAGAUUGACAAAGCAAGCAGGGCAUUACUGGAAUGAAGAUUCAUCUUGCCUGACAUGGCUAGAUCAUCAGCCAGUCUGCUCGGUUAUCUAUGUGGCAUUUGGGAGUUUCACAAUUUUUAACCAAGCCCAGUUUGAUGAGUUGGCGUUUGGGUUAGAACUCACCAACAAGCCUUUCUUAUGGGUCAUACGACCUGGUGUAAAUGGCAAUACCGACUAUGUCUAUCCAAGUGGGUACAUGGAAAAAAUAGGCACCCGUGGAAAAAUAGUAAGUUGGGCACCUCAACAAGAGGUCCUAACCCAUCCUUCAGUGGCUUGUUUCAUUAGUCAUUGUGGUUGGAACUCUACCAUGGAAGGCGUUAGCAACGGUGUUCCUUUCUUGUGUUGGCCAUACUUUGCUGAUCAGUUUCUUAACACAACUUACGUAUGUGAUAUCUGGAAAACCGGUCUUCCUUUAAACAAAGAUGACGUUGGCAUUGUCACACGAGAAGAAAUAAAGAGUAAGUUGGAGAAACUGCUCAGCAACAACAUAGCCAAACAAAGUGCCUUGAAUAUGCAAGUAAAAGCAAUGGGCAGUCUGCAAGCUGGAAACUCCUCAAACAAAAAUCUCAGCAAUUUCAUUGAUUGGAUAAAGGAAGGGAAUGAUAUAUAAUGCUCCUGUAACAGACACCUUCAAAUGAAAAAUGGACUAUUGCCUUGUAUCAACAUUUACUGUUUAAAUGCACUCGUUAUAUAUGUCAUUCAGUA
Messenger RNA from Erigeron canadensis, 1472 nucleotides. Its product is annotated as UDP-glycosyltransferase 83A1-like. NCBI's taxonomy places the organism in Eukaryota, Viridiplantae, Streptophyta, Magnoliopsida, Asterales, Asteraceae. Gene Ontology annotation, molecular function: UDP-glycosyltransferase activity. The transcript has 2 exons. The record is from RefSeq and is a predicted model, not a curated record. Bases 1 to 1377 code for a protein of 458 amino acids.